Bufo bufo (common toad) is the source of this 1574-nucleotide messenger RNA. Its product is annotated as ADP-ribosylation factor-like protein 8B-A. The record is from RefSeq and is a predicted model, not a curated record. Gene Ontology annotation, biological process: anterograde axonal transport; protein transport. The coding region runs from base 170 to 730 and encodes 186 amino acids. The transcript has 7 exons. Gene Ontology annotation, cellular component: lysosomal membrane. NCBI's taxonomy places the organism in Eukaryota, Metazoa, Chordata, Amphibia, Anura, Bufonidae. Gene Ontology annotation, molecular function: GTPase activity; GTP binding.
UCCCCGCGCUCCUAGCUCCCAUUACGAAGCCGGUGGUGUGACGUCACGCUUGUCAUAUGACUUGCGGCCGCUCAGCAGUGUUCAGUAGCCGUCGGGUUCCGGGAGCGGCUGCGUUUCGCUGACCUCACCAGUAUACCGCUCUUCUACCUCCGCGUCCCACGGCGGCACCAUGCUGGCCCUUAUCAACAAGCUGCUGGACUGGUUCAAGUCCCUGUUCUGGAAGGAGGAGAUGGAGCUGACGCUGGUCGGGCUGCAGUACUCCGGGAAGACCACCUUCGUGAACGUUAUUGCGUCUGGACAGUUCACAGAAGACAUGAUUCCCACUGUGGGUUUCAAUAUGAGAAAAGUUACGAAAGGCAACGUGACCAUCAAGGUUUGGGACAUUGGAGGUCAGCCAAGAUUUCGUAGUAUGUGGGAGCGCUACUGUCGAGGUGUUAAUGCAGUUGUGUACAUGGUAGAUGCAGCAGACUUGGAAAAAGUGGAAGCAUCAAAAUAUGAAUUGCACAACUUGCUCGAUAAACCACAGUUGCAUGGAAUCCCUGUUUUAGUGUUGGGAAACAAGAGAGACCUGCCUGGCGCACUGGAUGAAAAACAACUUAUUGAGAAGCUACACCUUUCAGCGAUUCAAGAUCGAGAAAUCUGUUGUUAUUCGAUUUCCUGUAAAGAGAAAGAUAAUAUAGACAUCACAUUGCAGUGGCUUAUUCAGCAUUCCAAGUCCAGACAUUACUGAAGAUCCACCGCCAAACCAUCUUUCCCAAUAUCUUUUCCAUUCUGCCUGUUACAUGGUGGCAGAAAGAUGGCUGCUACUGGGAUUCACACAUCAUUUGGAGCAGUUUAUGCAAGGUUUAACUGCUGGUUUUUGAUGCUUUGUUUUUGUUUCUCUCGAAAAAUUGGAAAUGUGGUUUGUGGAUCUUUUUAUAGUCUGCAUUAUUGACCCUUUUAGCACUUGUGUAUAGGACGACAUGUAUCGACUUCUAUUCAGUAGUAUGUGAUGCACAGUUAAAUUUAGCCAUGUACAGUUUUUUUCUGUCUAUACUCCGACGGUAAGAGGGCCCUUAUGCAAUAUGGGUUAACACAGAAGUGCAUUUUCCUGCCAGUGCAUACUGAAUUUACUCUUUUGUGCAAUGACUGCUCCAUUACAACCAUGUAUUCUGGAUUUAUGUAUUGCAUAUGUAUGUAAGCUACACGUGACCUUGCUUCAAUUUACCAAAUCCUGAUAUCUAUCUUUGUAGUAAAAACAAAUGAUGAGAUGAUUAUGAAUGUGUACGUAUUUGCCUUGGAUACUUUUUAAUUCAGUUGCUGUAAAUAUUACUAGAACUCAUCGGGGUUGCCUUAAAUAUAUUAUGCAUAAUAAUGUGUGUCUGCCAAAGGUAUUUUCUUAAGAAGUUCAAUCAUUGUUGGUAAAUCUACAGCUAAUUGGGUUUACAGCCGGUGUAGUAUCAGUUUCAACUUCAGAUUUGACAUUUCUUUAAUGAAAUGUAAAAAACAAACAAACAAAAAACUAGUAUUGCAUGUGAAAUGUUUGAUUUAAAACUUUUUAUACCCUAUGCAAAUGUUCCAGCGAUGUCCUCUUU